Molecule: messenger RNA, 2586 nt
Organism: Exophiala xenobiotica
Lineage: Eukaryota; Fungi; Ascomycota; Eurotiomycetes; Chaetothyriales; Herpotrichiellaceae
Exons: 1
Coding region: 249-2300 (683 amino acids)
Molecular function (GO): protein binding
Source: RefSeq, a predicted model, not a curated record
CCUACACCCGUUGACACCCAACAAGUCUGCUUGAGAUAGGACUAGGCCUCUGUCAGAUUCCUGCAAUCUAGCACGUUGCACGAACCCUGCUCAGUAUUUUAUCUUCCUACAUUGCCUCUUAGCCACCAUACAACAGCCCCGAACUCUGGUCGCACUAGUCCUUGGUCGAUAACCGAGAUAGCCAACUGUCGGGCGAGGGACGACAUGUAAUAUACCCUCCUUCGACAUUCUCAACGAAAUUCUUCACUAUGCCUUUUGACCUGGUAGAGAAACACGCAAGGCAUUCCCUGGUCGAAACGGAAUGGGAAGAGCCGGCUAGAAAGAGGUUGCGUCACAACCCAAUUGAAGAGGAGGACUACCAUGAACACACCGCACAUGCUGAACAUCUGCAAGAUGCCUCCAAAGACAAGAGCAUCACCAUUCAAUCUACCGCAAAGCAUGCCCGACAGACCGUCGCUCCUUUCCUGGCAAAACACAUUCCUUCCCAAUAUGCGCCACUCGGAAAGAAUGGCAUGCCAGCAGGCGAAACCAAAGACCCCAACUCCAAAUUCUGUUACCGCCAUAGACCAGAUAUGUUGUGUCGCCGACAAGCAGAUGAACCAUCUAUGGACAAGCUACAGAAGGACUUGGAUGCGCUGUCACAAGAAGAUCGCCAAGGCAUAGUCCAAGUGUGGUCCUUGUUUUCUGCUGCGCCGUCCAAGCAUCGAAACCUCAUGUUGCAAGGUAUCCUCGCUCAGUGCUGCUUCCCACAGCUAUCAUUCCUCUCUGCAAACGUCCAGAAACUCAUCCGCAUCGACUUUGUGUCGGCACUACCUCCCGAGGUCGCUUUCCGCAUUCUUUGCUUCUUGGACACCACCUCUUUAUGCAAAGCCGCACAGGUGUCGCGCAGGUGGAGGCAAUUGGCAGACGAUGAUGUGGUGUGGCAUAGGAUGUGUGAACAACAUAUCGAUCGGAAGUGCACAAAAUGUGGGUGGGGCCUACCGCUGCUGGAGCGAAAGAUGCUGCGUGCGUCGAAGAGACAAAUUGAGCUCCGCGCUGCCGGCAGUCUUUUACGUGACUCCGAUUCUGCGAGCUCGUCCCAAACCCUCGAAAACCGCUCAGAACCAUCUGCUGCGAUAGAUGAUGAAAGUCAUCACGAUUACUCCGAUCUCGAGAAGUCGUCGGAUGGUCGCCUGUCGCCGGUGACGAUACGAAGACCUCCACUAGGAACGACGGACAGCGAGUACAGAAGAACGAGACCUUGGAAAGAUGUAUACAAGGACAGAUUCAAGGUCGGAACCAACUGGAAAUACGGCCGAUGCAGCAUUAAGAUUUUAAAAGGUCACUCUAACGGCGUCAUGUCGCUUCAAUUGUGCGACAACAUCCUGGCGACAGGUUCGUACGACGCGACAAUCAAGAUAUGGGACCUCGACACCGGUGCAGAGCUGAGGACGCUCAGAGGCCACACCAUGGGCAUUCGCUGUUUACAGUUUGACGACAACAAACUCAUCAGUGGCAGUCUCGAUAAAAGCCUCAAAGUCUGGAAUUGGCGGACCGGAGAAUGCAUAGCCACAUACCACGGCCACUCGGAAGGCGUUGUGGCCUUGCACUUCGACUCCAAUAUUCUUGUGUCUGGUUCGGUCGACCACACCGCUCGCGUGUGGAAUUUCCAGGACCGCUCGGUCUUCACACUGCGCGGACACACCGACUGGGUCAAUAGCGUCAAGAUCGACACCGCUUCGCGCACCAUAUUCACUGCGUCCGACGACUGUACCGUCAAGCUCUGGGACCUAGACACCAAGAAAUGUAUCCACACAUUCGAAGGCCACGUCGGCCAGGUCCAGCAAGUUCUGCCGUUGCCGCCCGAGUUUGAGGCCGAUGCGGAAGAAAACCCGGAUCAGGAUUCGGACGCAGGAAGUCCAGAUAGCCAUACCUCCAUCCCACCACCCGACGACAUGCAGUCUAUGUGCAUUGACCAUGUUGGGUUGUUCUCCUCGGAGCCCACUCGUGCACAGCCGCCGCGGUACAUGCUUACUUCAGCACUUGACUCGACGAUUCGGCUUUGGGACGUGCACUCGGGACGGUGUAUACGGAAAUUCUUUGGGCAUGUUGAAGGCGUGUGGGCCGUCGCGGCGGAUACACUCAGGUUUGUGUCCGGUGCCGAGGACAGGAUGGUCAAAGUGUGGGAUCCGCGGACGGGGAAAUGCGAAAGGACGUUCACUGGGCACGCUGGACCAGUGACGUGUAUCGGGUUGAGUGACAGUCGGAUGUGCAGUGGUGGCGAGGAUGGGGAGGUUCGCGUUUAUAACUUUACUGCUUGAUCUAGACUUGACCCGAGCCUCUGUGUUGUCAGGUUGGUUGCGGAACGUUUGGCGUCUGGGUACGGUCAUGUCUGCAUAUGGAUUGAACAUGGACGCGGCUGGGGGCAUGGCAUCCAGUCCGGAAUAUCUUCUUUGUCGGAAGUCCAUGCUCGAAUAUACCAUUGGUCAUAGGGACGUUAUUUUAUUACAUGUUGGGGGCCCGUCUUGUGGAUUGGUAUCAUCUAUCCAUCUAGCUAUGUUGUGGUCGGAAAGGUAGACCAAAUGCAACGAAGAUACUCUAUACUCG